Molecule: messenger RNA, 3597 nt
Organism: Thelazia callipaeda (thelaziosis nematode)
Lineage: Eukaryota; Metazoa; Nematoda; Chromadorea; Rhabditida; Thelaziidae
Source: the annotation of a GenBank genome assembly
UACUCACGACUAAUGAUUUCUAGUUUCAAGAAGUUUUUUGCUAUAAAAGGGUUGGAGGUUGCGUCAAAGAAGUUAAAACAUUUUAUUACUACUCCUAUCUUUUAUACAAAUGGACGUCCGCAUAUUGGUCAUCUGUACACUCUUCUAUUGGCAGAUGUGUUGAAUCGCUGGGAAUUGUUAAAGAAAGGUGGUGACAAUGAGUCGCUUUUUAUUACGGGAACUGAUGAGCACGGUCUUAAAAUUCAACAAGCUGCUAAUGCUGUUGGUUGCAGUCCACAAAAGUACUGUGAUGAUAUUAGCAAUGAAUUCAGAAACCUCUUGCGUGAAUUUGAUGUACAACCGAAUGAUUUUAUACGGACUACUGAAGCGCGUCACAAAAAUGUUGUUCAGUUUGUAUGGCAUGAAUUAGAGAAACGUGGGCAGUUGAAAAGGCAAUACUAUGAAGGUUGGUAUUCCACGACUGAUGAGUGUUUUUAUGCGAGUGAUGAAGUAGAAAGAUUGAAUGGCCAAACUUUGAUGGUGAGCAAGAUGACAGGUACUGUGGUAGAAUGGGCUCAGGAGGAAAAUUAUAUUUUUCCAAUAUCUAAAUAUAAAAAUGCUAUAAAAAUUUGGCUCAGUGAUAAUGCCCUAUCAUCAGAUAUCAUACGUCCAAAAGUUUAUUUAACUGAAGCCUUACGACAAGCUGACGCUAUUGAAGAUAACCUUUCGUUGUCGAGAGAUAGAAAAAGAGUUACAUGGGGAAUUGCAGUGCCAAAUGAUGAGAAUCAAACAAUAUAUGUUUGGUUGGAUGCGUUAAUGAAUUAUUUGACAGGGAGUGGUAUUUUUUCAAAUAGCAGGGAAAGAAACUGGCCACCGACAUGUCAAAUAAUUGGCAAGGAUAUUAUGAAGUUCCAUAUUGUUAUUUGGCCAGCACUUUUGCUUGCGAUGGAUCUUCCUCUUCCAAAACGAAUAUUUGUCCAUGGUCAUUGGCUUAUUGAUGGAAUUAAGAUGUCUAAGAGUUUUGGAAAUGUAGUAGAUCCGUUCAUUGCUUCUAAAUUGCUGGGUAAAGAAGGACUGAGAUAUUUUUUGUUGCGGCAAGGUACUCCUCAAAGCGAUGCUAAUUUUAUGGUGCGCAAAGCUGUAGAUGUCAUUAAUGCGGACCUUGUAAAUAACAUGGGAAACCUGUUGCAGCGAUCGCUUUUUGCAAAAUUUAAUCUAACGCAAAUAUAUCCUGCAUUUCAUCGUGAUGUAUUUCAAGAUGAUUUAUUUGAAUUAGGCGAACCACUAGUUGAUUCCAUUAAUUGUCUUCCAGAUUUGUAUAAGGAACAGUGUGAUAAAUUGAUGACAUAUAAAGCACUUGAACUUCUUAUGGAUGUAAUGAAACAGACAAAUAGGUUCUUUCAGCAUUAUGAACCAUGGAAUCAGAUUAAUGAUAAAAAGGUAUCUUCAUUAUUGUACGUAUGUUGUGAAGCAUUGAGAGUAUGCGGAAUUUUAAUGCAACCUAUCUUACCUCAUUACUCCCAUCAAUUGUUAAAUAGGUUAGGGAUACAAAUUCGUGAACGUAAUUUGAGCAAUGCAAACUUCUUUGCUGAUUCAAAAUAUUCUGGAUUACCUCUGGGUGAAUAUGAAGGCCCAAUAAUGAAAAGAAUCUUGUGGAAAUCUGCUGACUCAUCACAAAAAUUGAACUCAUUUCAUAAUGCAAAUUAUAUUAUAAAUACUUUUGUCAUCUAUUUAUUUUUUCGUUUUUUAAAGAAAAUGUCAGGUGAUGAAAUACUUUUGAGAAAACGCGUGAAAAAAACGCCACAUGAAUGCACUGUGAUACUUAUUGACGUGGGAGCAAACAUGAAUCUGGAGCAGAAUGGUAUCUCUGCUAUGCAAUUGGCGAAAGAUUCUGUGGAGUGGAUCAUUACUAGAAAGGUAUAUUUAAUCUUAUGUUACAUAUUAAUGCAGUUAGUGGAACUUACGGUAACAAUGAAAAAUCUUUUCAAGAUAUUCAGUGAAUCCAGUGAUCAGUUCACAUUGGUACUGUUUGGUUCAGAAGAAACACAGAAUCCAUUAACGUUGGAUCAGCAUAUCUUUUUUUGUGAAGAAGAAAUGCAGCAAGCCAAAAUCGAUUGGUUGCGAUUUAUUGACAAAGAAAUCAAACCGAGUAAAUCAGUAAGAGGGAAUUACAUGGCAGCACUGAUUGUUGGAUUAGAGUAUAUGCGUACUCAGCUUGAAAGUUGUCCAGAAUGUAAUAUUAUUGUACGAAACAUUCUUUUAAUUACAAACUUGAACGGCUGUGAUGAAAAUCCGGAUAAGGAAUACAUUGAAGCCGCUAUAAAUGGCAUCAAAGCUCUGGAAAUCAAUUUUAGCAUCAUUGGUCCGUCCUUGGAACAGCCAACUAGGAAACUAAAAAAAGAAAUUUUUGUGAAUGAGUAUUCAGCAGUUCGUGAAAAGGGAAUGUUACAGUUAACAACGCCAGAGAUAGAAUCUGCUGUGCAUGCUAUAACAGCUAUUGUUCAGCAAACUGAUGGUACCAUUUAUUCUUUUGCUGAAGCAUUACCAGUACUACAACGUUUUGUGCCUCGAAAAUUGAAUUUGCGCGGUCAGAGAUUUUAUCUGGAAUUGGGAACUGAUGUAAAGUUACCUUUGCAACUGUAUAAAAAAAUUCAGAUAGCUGAUUUUAAACUUGCAAUGGCAAAAUAUGCACCGUCAAGUGAUACUCAGUUAAGACGGAAAACAGUGUACGAAAAAUUAGGUGGGAGCGAAGAGGUUGCAGAUGCAGUACAAUCAGUAGUAACAGGCGCGGAGGACCACACAAAUUAUUUGUCUCAAAGUCGUGCAUCAAAAUCGCUAGGAAAAGAAGACAUUGUAAAAGGAUAUAAAUUUGGAACAACGAUUAUUCCGUAUAAUGAUGAAGACCAGAAAGAAUUUGGUUGGAAGUCGGAAAAUCGUUGCUUAAAGUUAAUACAAUUUGCAAAAAGAACUGAGAUUUUGGAGCACUACUUGAUGGAUGGUGGUGUAUUUUACUGUAUCCCUCCAGCUCAUGAUAAAGAUGCGUGUAUUGCUCUGUCUGCACUUGUAAACGCUAUGAUUAUUGAAAAGAGUGUAGCAUUAGCUCGAUUUGUUUAUAAUGCAGCUUCGCAUCCUCGAAUUAUGGCUUUGUUCCCAAGAAAAAGUAAGAAAGGAGUAGAUAUGAUGGUUGGUAUUUACUUGCCAUUUUAUGAAGAUUUUCGUGGACUAGACUUUCCAGCACUGGAAGAUUUUAGGAGCAAACCAACACAUGAUCAUCUCAACGCAAUGAAUGCAUUUAUGAAAGCAAUGGAUUUGACAAAAGCUUUUUAUGAAGUGGAAACUGGUCAGUUUAGAGAGGUCUUACGUCCUCGUGAUGUACCUAAUCCGAUGUUGCAGUAUGUAUGUAAAGCCAUGAAACAUCGAGCAUUGUAUCCAAAUACUCCACUGCCUAUCGUCGACGAUAAGUUAUUAGGCGAUCUCCUGCAACCAAAUGUGUCACUUUUAAAACGUGCAGAAGAAGCUCUGAGUUAUUUGAAAGCAAGCUUCCCUUUACUGGAAUCACCAAAAAAGAAGCGGCACAUUAAAGAAGAAGAUGAGAUUUUACCGAGUCCCGAAAAGUGA